Messenger RNA from Diaporthe citri, 1122 nucleotides. RefSeq lists its product as uncharacterized. Bases 1 to 1122 code for a protein of 373 amino acids. The record is from RefSeq and is a predicted model, not a curated record. NCBI's taxonomy places the organism in Eukaryota, Fungi, Ascomycota, Sordariomycetes, Diaporthales, Diaporthaceae. The transcript is spliced from 4 exons. Gene Ontology annotation, biological process: glucan catabolic process. Gene Ontology annotation, molecular function: hydrolase activity, hydrolyzing O-glycosyl compounds.
AUGCUGCUGUUGUCUGUUGUUCUCCUUGUGGUGGCCCUUGCUGCUUCCUGCGACGCGCAUGCCCACGCGCCCGCUCAUGUUGGUGGGAUCGCGACCAAUAACCUGCCGCUUCUCUCACAUCGUGAUCUGUUCACGCGAAAUGACACCAACUCCAGCAGGGUACCUGGUAUAUACAAGCUGUCUGACCUGUAUGACUACACCAACUUCUUCGACAAGUUUUCUUUCGUCGAGAGUCGCACGGGCACAGACCAGUACACCGAUGUCGACCCGACCCAUGGCUUUGUCCUCUACCAGAACCGGUCUGAAGCCGAGCGAAUCGGUCUUGUGCAGAUGGUGGGUGACGUGGCGGCCAUCAUGGUUGAUUACAAGACGGUGAUCGAGGACCCGCUGGGCUACGGUCGGAAAAGUGUCAGGAUCGAGAGCACCGCGACCUACAACCACGGCCUGGUCAUUGCCGACUUCUCGCAACUGCCAAAGGCCCAGUGCGGGACAUGGCCAGCCUAUUGGAUGUACGGACCGAACUGGCCAGAGAGCGGAGAAGUCGACAUCUACGAGCAGUGGAACGCCUACAAGUUCAACCGGCAGACCCUGCACACGGACCACAACGCGACGACGGGCAACUGCACCUUCGACAUGGGCAGCGCCCUCGGCUUCCACAGCUUCGACAUGGCCAACUACAAGCGGACCGAGAGCUGCGACGUCUACGCGAGCGGCACCAACGACGGCUGCUCCAGCUCGGACUACGAGGGCCCCUACGGCUCCCCAGGCGGUGGCGUCUACGCCAUGGAGUGGACGUCCGACUACAUUCGCAUGUGGACGUGGCACCCGGGCCAGGUGCCGCUUGAUGUCCUGCAGGGGGCGCCUGAUCCCGAGGGCUGGGGCCUCCCGGGCCUGUCCGUGGGCGGCUCGUUCUGUGACAUUGACCGGGCCUUUAAGAACCAGUCUAUCGUGUUUAACAUUGAUCUCUGUGGCGACACGGCUGGGUCUGGAAGCGAGUGGACGGAGUCAUGUGCUGAGGAGACGGGAUACAAUAUCUGUGCGAGAUAUGUGGCGGCCAACCCCGGAGAUUUCCAGGAGUCGUGGUUCGGUGUGAGAACGAUCAAAGUCUACACUCUUCAGUGA